Sceloporus undulatus (fence lizard) is the source of this 720-nucleotide messenger RNA. RefSeq names its product inhibitor of DNA binding 3, HLH protein (gene ID3). NCBI's taxonomy places the organism in Eukaryota, Metazoa, Chordata, Lepidosauria, Squamata, Phrynosomatidae. The transcript is spliced from 3 exons. The record is from RefSeq and is a predicted model, not a curated record. Bases 171 to 629 code for a protein of 152 amino acids. Gene Ontology annotation, cellular component: cytoplasm; nucleus. Gene Ontology annotation, molecular function: protein dimerization activity; transcription regulator activity. Gene Ontology annotation, biological process: negative regulation of transcription by RNA polymerase II; cell differentiation; circadian regulation of gene expression.
GGAGGCGGAGACGUCGCAGGCACUUUCUGUGUGGAAGGAGCAGAGCGAGCAAGCGAGCGAGCCUUGGUGAGCGUUCUCUGCAGAGGGACUCGACGCAGUUGUUCACAGCAUCCUCCUCCCCCUCCUCCUCCCUUGUGGCUUUCCUGCCUUUGUGCCUGAGAUACAGCGCCAUGAAAGCCAUCAGCCCGGUGCGCUCGGUGCGGAGCUGCUACGAAGCGGUGUGCUGCCUCUCGGAGCAGAGCCUGGCCAUCGCCCGCGGGGGCAGCAGCGGAGGCGGCGGCGACGGAGGCAGCAGCAAGAUCCCGUCGCCCUUGGAGGAGCCCAUGAGCCUCCUCUACGACAUGAACGACUGCUACUCGAAGCUGCGGGAGCUGGUGCCGGGGAUCCCGCAGGGCAGCAAGGUCAGCCAAGUGGAGAUCCUGCAGCACGUCAUCGACUACAUCUUCGACCUCCAGAUCGUCCUCGAGGAGCAGGCCAAGAAGAAGAAGAGCAGCAGCAAGAACAAGGGCCAGAAGGACAGCAGCAGCAGCAAUGGGCAAGAGGCGGCAGAGGCUGCCCUCCUCUCUUUACAAGCAGCAGAACUGGCAUCAGAACUCUGCUCUAAGGACGAGAGGACUCACUGCCACUAACCUCUUUUAACAGGCUGCAGGUGUGGGAUCCUGACACUUGGUUCUCUCCAGAGAGAGAGAAUGAAAGAAGAUAGAGGGAAAGAGAGAAGGG